Talpa occidentalis (Iberian mole) is the source of this 1235-nucleotide messenger RNA. RefSeq names its product fibroblast growth factor 20 (gene FGF20). Gene Ontology annotation, molecular function: fibroblast growth factor receptor binding; growth factor activity. Gene Ontology annotation, cellular component: cytoplasm. The record is from RefSeq and is a predicted model, not a curated record. NCBI's taxonomy places the organism in Eukaryota, Metazoa, Chordata, Mammalia, Eulipotyphla, Talpidae. Gene Ontology annotation, biological process: positive regulation of gene expression; regulation of cell migration; positive regulation of cell population proliferation. The transcript is spliced from 3 exons. The coding region runs from base 82 to 717 and encodes 211 amino acids.
CUUCCCAUCUCUGCUCCACUUUUUACCCGGGAGGGAGAGUCUUUUGUUUUCGGAUCGUGCGCCUCUCCCGCAGGCCCUUCCAUGGCUCCCUUAGCCGAAGUCGGGGGCUUCCUGGGCGGCCUGGAGGGCCUGGGCCAUCAGGUGGGCUCGCACUUCUUGCUGCCUCCUGCCGGGGAGCGCCCGCCUCUGCUGGGGGAGCGCCGGGGCGCGGCGGAGCGGGGCGCCCGCGGCGGGCCAGGGGCUGCGGAGCUGGCGCACCUGCACGGCAUCCUGCGCCGCCGGCAGCUCUACUGCCGCACUGGCUUCCACCUGCAGAUCCUGCCCGACGGCAGCGUGCAGGGCACCCGGCAGGACCACAGCCUCUUCGGUAUCCUGGAAUUCAUCAGUGUGGCGGUGGGUCUGGUCAGUAUUAGAGGUGUGGACAGUGGUCUUUACCUUGGAAUGAACGACAAAGGAGAACUCUAUGGAUCAGAGAAACUGACUUCUGAAUGCAUCUUUAGGGAACAAUUUGAGGAAAACUGGUAUAAUACUUAUUCAUCCAACAUAUAUAAACAUGGAGACACUGGCCGAAGAUAUUUUGUGGCACUUAACAAAGAUGGAACUCCAAGAGAUGGUGCCAGGUCUAAAAGACAUCAAAAAUUUACACAUUUCCUGCCUAGACCAGUGGACCCAGAAAGAGUUCCUGAAUUAUACAAGGACAUACUGAUGUACAGUUGAAGUGUGGUAGUCUCUUCCCUGAAGAAUCAAAUCACAACCCUUUUUCCUUCUCACUGUUUUCAUCACAAAAUAUCAGUAGUAACCAAGGAAGAUAUCAGGAUGUUACAGAGCCCAUUUUCCACGGGGAGACUGAAUUGGGAAAGAACAUUGAGAAAAAACAAACAAAAUUUGACCUGAAAUAGAUCAAGAUCUUUCUUUAAAGUGGAUUAAGUUCCCUUAAGUAUAUUGACUCAGACUUAACAGUAGACUGAAGAUACAAAUCUCUUAAAUUGUGGAUAAAUGGGAACCCCACCUAGUUUGCUGCUGGUGCAUCACCUCUGGAUUAUGUUUACUUUACAGAUGACACUAAAAAUAGAUACUUCAUGUUGAAGAAAUGGAUGGACAUAGUUGGCCAAGAUUAUUGCUACAUGAAUUCUGAGGACCUCGUAGGAUUUUGCAGGUUAUGCAUUAUAUGUAAAAAACCUGGGUGAUAUGUGGACUAUAAAACAUGCCACACCAAGAUGGAACUUUUUUUUAAA